AGGCUCGCGAUAGGGCGGCCCACGCCAACCGCCCCCCGGCUGGCGUCUGGAGGCACGUCGUCUACUGCAUGCCAGCCGCUGUACCCAAGCCGAUUCCCUGCCCGCCCUGUGCAAACACAAGUCUGUGCGAGCCAUUUUUAUCCCCUCCACACCCGCGCCCCAAAAGACACGCCGUGUGCUGUUGCUUCUCCCAGCCGACUGCGCUGUUCCUACGUCGAAUUAUUCCUGCCUCUCCGCUCCAGUGCAUAACGCUGGCCCGCCGUCUCCCCCGGCUGCGCCCGCUUAGUGUUGCACCAGCCUCUAACCCGCCCAGGCUGCCCGCAGCCCUCGACGCUUCGUGUAGCGGACUUCCUACAAGACCCUGCCACCUCACACUCCUACAAUCUAUCUGCCCCUCCCACCGACACCACACGGACGCCCACACGCGACCAUGACCACCGUUGUCGCCAAUCCCCCGGCCCCUGCCCAGCAUGCGGCACCAGCGCCCACUGACGGGGUCGGCUCGUCGAGGACAUAUGCUCCCAUCGCGCCCUCGACUCUCUCUCCCCACCAAGUGACGCCCAAGUCUCGCUCUCAACUGCCACCUCAGGAUGCUUCACCUACCUCCUCCAGUCCAGGUGCACAGCACAGAGCCGAGACCAAGCCCUCACCUUUUUCUCUUUCUUCCCGAUCUUCUUCCUCGUCAUGCCGUCCUCCUUCGGCCUCCUCUCCCACCUCCACCUCCAUGUCCCCUCCCCACAGAGACAUCAUGUCCCUCAUGUCUAACCGUCCCUCCUCUCGCAGGUCCCGCGGCCCAGCACCCAAGAUCGUCGUCAAGAAGGAGCCUACGUCGCCAGACAUGCCUGCCACCACCCGGCACCGCCCCCAACGCCUUAACCUAGCCAACCACAACAUCGUUCACUCCUCCGGUGCCCUCACUGCACGACCCUCGGGCCAGGGCAGCGCCAACCUGCACGAUGUCGGCAUGGCCUGCCUCUCACCCGGCUUCCACACUCAGGACCCUGGCAUGCGCGAGCAACUGCAAAGGAGCUUGGAUGUAAGAGAACGUCAAAGGCAAAUCAUCGAAGCGCGCCAGAAGGGCGGCAAGGGCGGACCACCCCAGAUGGAAGACACCAGGAACACCGAGAUUGGUGCCUUUGGACGAACAAUCAAGACUCCUUCCACCUCCCGCCGGAAGGGCCCACCACCGGGUCUCUCCAUCGCGCCUCCCUCGCAUGAGACAUUCUCGAGCGACCGUGUAAUCCAGUCGGCGCCGAUAAACCAAACCUUCACGGGUCUUCGCGGCAACGCACCCCCUUCGCGACAACUGGCCAAUGGCCCGUCCAACCUGUCGCAAUCAUCACACAUCCACCACGUCCCCGCACAGCAGACCAACAACCGGUUACCGCCCAUUUCGGACGUCUUCCCAGAGCCCCUCGGAACAGCGCGAAACCCCUACCACCAAGGCAGCCCCGGACACUCAUCGCAUUCCAACGUGCAGCCCCCAAUGCCCUCACCGAGCUUUCCGCCCCCACAAUUCACACAGCCGCCCCCAACCUCAAGGCCCCGCGAGUACAAGUCCGCAGAGGAGGCUGUUCAACAACUAUCCGGGGGCCGCGAAGAUCUCCUGCCCCGUCUAGUCCACUACGGCGGCCACCAGCCCCCAACACCCCCGUCACCAAUGCCCAAGAACGGACAAUCAGCCUAUCCAUCGCGGCCUGAUCUGCACCGCAGCGGCAGCUCACGGAGACGCGGCCGCGACGAAUACGAACAAGACAACGGUACCCCGCCGCUGGGUCGCCAACAACCUCGUCUCGGACCCUUCGGAGCCGGACGGGACUCACCAGAAACGCAACUGAAGAAGAAGGAAGAAUUCAUUGGACUGUGUGCAAGAGCUUGGGAUCUAUUUCACUCAUGA
Alternaria rosae is the source of this 1897-nucleotide messenger RNA. RefSeq lists its product as uncharacterized. Lineage: Eukaryota; Fungi; Ascomycota; Dothideomycetes; Pleosporales; Pleosporaceae. The transcript has 2 exons. The coding region runs from base 431 to 1897 and encodes 488 amino acids. The record is from RefSeq and is a predicted model, not a curated record.